AAUAAUCAUGUCUUAGUACCUGCUAAAUGUUCUUUUCCUUCUUCCCCAAAUCAAGUAGCCAAGGGGGAUCCACCUCCCAACCACCUUCUAGCUUCGAAGAACGCCAAACCUUUGUUCGUUCACUGGAAAUCGUUACAAGUGAAUCAUACUUUCACACAUCUUUCUCAUGAACCAAAGUUAACCAGCAAUCUCUUCAAAACCAGAGAAAAAACAAUGAACAAUAUGAAGCAAUUACACAAACAUCCAAGCGCAAACCAUAGAAGAGAUGAAGAGAUGAUGUCUCCCCAUGAAAUCCCACCUUACUCCCCCAAAUCCCUCAAACACACAUCAGCAGUCAGAUCUAUUUCACUAUCCGUGAAUUACAUCCUCAAAGAACAACGCCUUCUCUUCACCCUAGUCGGAAUCCUCAUCGGCUCCGUCUUCUUCAUCUAUCAACCAUCAUUAUCUACCGUUUCCUCAAUCGACACUGUUACUAGCAAUGAAUUACCCUCAAUGCGAGCAGUUUCAUUCUCUCAACGUGACACCAACACCCACUACAGCCGGCCAGCUACCCACGGUGCGACAGGCCGGAUUCCUGUGGGAAUUGGGCGGAAGAGGAUGCGGGUGGUGGUGACUGGUGGAUCAGGGUUCGUAGGAAGUCAUUUGGUUGAUAAAUUGAUUGCGAGAGGUGAUGAAGUGAUAGUGAUCGAUAAUUUCUUUACAGGUAGAAAAGAGAAUGUGGAACAUCAUUUCGUUAACCCUCGAUUCGAAUUGAUUAGACACGAUGUCGUAGAACCCAUUUUGUUGGAAGUUGAUCAGAUCUAUCAUCUUGCUUGCCCUGCUUCCCCUGUUCAUUACAAGUAUAAUCCCGUCAAAACCAUCAUAUCGAAUGUAAUGGGAACCCUAAACAUGUUGGGACUUGCAAAGAGAAUUGGCGCCAGAUUUUUGCUUACAAGUACAAGUGAGGUUUAUGGAGAUCCUCUUGAGCAUCCUCAAAAGGAAACAUAUUGGGGUCAUGUGAAUCCAAUAGGUGUUAGAAGUUGUUAUGAUGAAGGGAAAAGAACAGCCGAAACCUUGACCAUGGAUUAUCACCGAGGUGAUGGUGUUGAGGUCCGGAUUGCACGUAUUUUUAACACAUACGGGCCUCGGAUGUGUCUAGAUGAUGGUCGUGUUGUUAGCAACUUUGUUUCACAGGCAAUUCGCAAACAACCAAUGACAGUUUAUGGUGAUGGAAAGCAAACACGAAGCUUUCAAUAUGUCUCUGACUUGGUUGAUGGAUUAAUGGCACUAAUGGAAGGUGAACAUAUCGGACCUUUUAACUUGGGAAAUCCCGGGGAGUUUACAAUGUUAGAGCUUGCACAGGUGGUGAAAGAAACUAUUGACUCGAGUGCAACGAUAGAAUUCAGAGAAAACACAGCUGAUGAUCCUCAAAAAAGGAAACCAGAUAUUAGUAAAGCUAAAGAACUACUAAAUUGGGAACCCAAAGUGCCACUACACGAAGGUCUACCAAAAAUGGCGUCUGAUUUCAGAAAUCGCAUCUUGAAUGAAGAUGAAGGAAAAGGCAACAAAUAAUAGCAUAAUAGAUACACAUCCUAUAUAUCUAUAUAUGUUAGUGCUCGGUUUUUAUGUAUCUUUUUUGACACGAGUUUUGUUUUGUUAGUGUAAUCUGUGUAACGGAUUGAUUUAGCUUAAUGGAUUUUGGUGUAUUAUCGAGAAA
Messenger RNA from Lactuca sativa (garden lettuce), 1696 nucleotides. Its product is annotated as UDP-glucuronic acid decarboxylase 1. Lineage: Eukaryota; Viridiplantae; Streptophyta; Magnoliopsida; Asterales; Asteraceae. Gene Ontology annotation, cellular component: cytoplasm. Gene Ontology annotation, biological process: D-xylose metabolic process. Gene Ontology annotation, molecular function: UDP-glucuronate decarboxylase activity; NAD+ binding. The record is from RefSeq and is a predicted model, not a curated record.